Messenger RNA from Abrus precatorius (Indian licorice), 552 nucleotides. RefSeq lists its product as uncharacterized. The transcript has 2 exons. Lineage: Eukaryota; Viridiplantae; Streptophyta; Magnoliopsida; Fabales; Fabaceae. Bases 1 to 552 code for a protein of 183 amino acids. The record is from RefSeq and is a predicted model, not a curated record.
AUGAGUGGUAAUACGAGUACAACCCAGAGACCUGAGUCGAGAGGAAGCACAGGGCCAAAGCCGAGUAUUCCUGGGAGAGUUUUUGCUAUGAGUAGAGCAAAGGCUUCACAGUCUGUGGAGUUAAUUCAAGGUAAAUGUGUUCUAAAAGGCAGAUUGUUGGAUGUCUUAUUUGACUCGGGUGUUAUGCACUCUUUUGUUUCCGUGGAUUGUAUGAAGUGUUUGGGUUUGUACGUGGCUGAAUUAUUGUGCAAUGUUGUGGUGACUACCCCUAUGGAUUGGCUAGCUGCCAACCAUGUGUUGCUAGGCUGCAGAGAGAAGACAUUGAUUUUUGGUACGUCGAAGUCUAAAAUUUCAAGGCUUUUGAGUCAAGGUGUGUGGGAGAACACAGUGUAUGCUAAGGCCUUUAUGGUCAUGUUCUCAUUGGAGGUUGAAAGUGGAGUGGAGUCAAAGUAUAUCAUAGUGGUGAAGGACUUCUUGGAAGUCUUCCCUAAAGAUGUAUUAGAAUUGUCACCUGAGAGGAAGAUAGAGUUCACCAUUGACCUCAUUCCGUGA